GCAAGUGCCAGUAUCAAUUUUGUUCGGUUCAUAAAAGCAUCGGAGUAGCAACGCGAUACUACAGUGUCGUCACGCAUACAAGUGGUCGUGAAGAGUAAAAUCGAAAAUACAAAUAUAAACGCGUGUGUAGAUGAGUAAGCCGCUGUAGUGGAUUGGAAAAAUCCGCGGGCUCGUUUUGAAAACAAUGAAAAAAUUGUGAAUUCAUAUAAAUACUUGGAUGUAGGCACAGAAGUAUGAUACAUAAUAAUAUGUAUUGAAAUAUACAAUAUGAGAUAGUGUAAUGUGUAAUAAAUGUUAAAAAAAAGUAUUAAAGUGACUGAAACAUUUACUAUUCAUUAAACUAAAAACGAGCAGUGAAAUAUCAAAUAAAUAAAAAAUAAAUAAAAUCAUCGAAAUUUGGCGCUAAAACGUUCAGUUGAUUCGAAAAAAAAAUCUAUUUAAAUGACAAGUGUAGAAUUUGUGUUGCCAGACGGGUUUAGACAAAAGUUUAUGAAACACUAAACGCAAGUCAAUGUGAAAAAAACGCUUAACAACGCAUGUAAAAAGACACGGUUAGUGCGUACUGCCCCCAGUGAAGUGCCAGUCCUUUCUUACCUCCGUUCUAAUAAUCCGCAAAGCUGAAGAUAAAAACUACGCCCAGUAACCCUGCCGCCGCCGUCGCUUCCCAUAGUAUUGCGCCAACACAACAACAAACAGCGCGAACACAUAACGGUGCAGACACCUAUCACCUACCGCAGUCACAGCCACAGUCGCUGGCUGUCCACAACAACGCCAACGUGGCUGCCGUUGGUUGUCUCCGGCCCAUUUCUUCCGCCACCGUUUAUCCGAACGCCGCCAAAAUUGCUCCCUACCAAAGACGAAUGCAUUUGCCGAGCGCAUCGGCUGCGGUAUACAGCGGCGGUUCAACAACUGGCGGCCUUGUUGGACUCGGCGGUGGAGGUGGCGGUGGUGCUGGCGCCGGUAUUGGCAUUGGUGUGGGCAUCGACGAUGCCGUCGGGCAUAAUGUAUGCAGUCUGAUUGGUGGUAAUGGUGCCGCCGCAAUGGCUACAUCGUGUACGUCGCCGAUGCGUUGGUGUGAAGGCGCCGCAGUGCCACAACCGUUACCGCCCAGUAAUGCGAGUAUUGGCAGUAGUUCUCCAAUAGGUGGCGCAAGCAAUGGCACGGCACAUAGUAGUAAUAGUAAUACAAAUAGUAGCAGUAACAAUAAUAAUAAUGCCAACAACAAUAACAACCAUAAUAGCAGUAACAAUAAUGCUGGCUGUCAGGACCUGUGGUGGACGGAGCGUAUGGUGCAGAUGGCGCACGAAAAGUAUCCCAACGAACUAGUACCCACCAGCAACCCAUAUUUCUUAUGCUCCAAGCUGCCACCACAUUGGCGUGCCAACAAAACGCUGCCCAGCUCUUUCAAAGUGGUAGCGCUCGUGGAGGUCGGCGAUGGCACGACGGUGACGAUACGGGCCGGCAACGAUGAGAACUGCAGUGCGGAGCUGAAGAACUGUCAGGCGACGAUGAAGGAGCAUGUGGCCAAGUUUAAUGAUCUGCGCUUUGUGGGACGCAGCGGCAGAGGCAAAAGUUUUACGCUUACGAUCACCGUGCACACGAGUCCCAUACAGGUGGCCACCUAUGCCAAAGCUAUUAAAGUCACCGUUGAUGGUCCGCGUGAACCGCGCUCCAAGACAAGUAAGUUGGUCGUUGAUGGCCGUGGCAGACGUACGAAGGCACAAAUGACACGUAGAUAUUCUUCCUCCUCUAUCACUACCACUACUACUACUACUACUUUCAACACUUCCAACACUACUACACCUAGUUCCAAAUACAAAUUAUACGAGUUGCAUGUAAUGGACUCACAAUCACCGGCCGAACAAUACGCACGAACCAUCGCAUCGUCGUCGUCCAUAAUGUCCUGCCGUUCGUUUGAGCAGAGUGAUUGUGGUGAUGCCAUGUUCAAUAAUGGUCCCACUGGCGGUCUGCCAUUUCGCCCAGGAGGCAUUUUCGAUUCACCCUAUCCGACGCCUUUGCGUGACUUCGAGCGUCGUUCCAUGCGCCAACCUGUGUCGUCAGUGUCUUCCAGUACCAAUGCGUUGCAGCAAAUAGCCAAUCACCCAUCGCCCAAUAGCAGUCGUGCGCUGAAUAACGAACUAUAUAAACCAAAUGCGGCAGAGAUAUCAGAAGCCAACGCAUUGAUGGGCGCCGCAGACUGGACAACCGGUUAUUCGUCAAGUGCCUACACGCCCUAUCGCCAUCACAACCCUUACCAAUAUCCACAUCACACCGCGACUGCCGCCGCGUCCACCAAUCUGCCGCACUGCGGCUAUGAUCCCACCGUACCCACACCAUUUACCACCGACCAUGGACUGACAGCGGUACCCAGUAUGCUAACGGACAUGACCUCGUUAUGUGAGUAUCCACACAGCGGCAUGGCGGCAGCGCCCGGCGCCUAUAUGCCACAUGCGCAGCCGCCCAUUUGCAGUCCCAAUCACUAUGAUACCGGCAAGGCGGAGUUGGAGACCCUGAAUACAACCUACCCCACAUACAAUAAUUUUACCAACGGCUACAACAACUACAGUAGUUGCGCCGCACAAGGUGGCCCAGGUUAUCCGUGUCAAGCAGCGCCCACUAUGGUGCUUUGUCCGAAAUUCUACUCACACACCGUUAAUCAAAACGAGAUCCACGUGCAUGUGCACGACAAUUCGUUGAUCAGUUCGCUGACCGGUUACCGUUCUAGCAUUGAAAUCGGCAUUGGUACAUCGGAUCACGAGGCGUUGAGUGCACAAGGAGCGGCGGCGCAGGCGCUACAUGAUCCCCAAAUGGGAGGCGGCGGUAGUGGAGGUGCUUUGGGCACAACAGCGGAUGUCAGCAGCGCAGCACCGAUCACGAGUAGCGAACAUAACCUACAACAGCAGCAGCAACAGCAUGACGCACAAUCGCAACAGCAACAACAACAACAAACACAUUUGGAUGUGCCACAUCAAGUUGAUGCAUCCGUGACGGGAGAGCAACAUAGCGGCGCACGCAACGUGGACGUAGGCGAUUUGGGCAACGUAUGGCGUCCAUAUUGACCGGGCGGUGGUGGUGCAGCCACAAGGUCUUACGUAUAUGCACAUUGAACUGACUUGAUAACUGAAAUUGCAAGCAAAAUCGAAGGAUUCAAUACUUUGUUUUAUUUUUACGCGCGAUUAACGGUAUUUGAAAAUACUUUUUUUAACAAAAAAUAUUUUUGGUUUAAUAAUUUUUAUUUGAGUAUAUUAGAGUACAGUAGAGGUGUGUAGCAGAUAUGCUUUGGUUAUUUACUUUUAAAUAUUAGUGUAAAUAUGUGUUAGAAAUAAUUUAAGAAACUUGAUUUUAAAUAAAUAAAGCACAUAUACAUAUAUUUAGUAUAUAAUUUGUAAAUAUGUAUUGCUAUUUAAUAUUUUCUAAUUGUAAUGCAAUCGUCCAUAAAAUGAGCUGAUGUACAAUAUCGCGUGUUUAAAUAUACAUAAGUACUUACCAUAUACGUACAUACAUACAUACAAAAGCAAAAUAAAUGUUCAAUAAUUUUGUUAUUUACUUUAGCAUUGAUAAUAAGUGUUUACUCAUAAAUAUUAGUACAACUUGCAUUACAUUUACUUAACUAAAUGUAAUAUUUAUGUAUACUCGUGUAUGUACAUAUAUAGUAUAUAAUAUAUAGCUUGUAAUUAAAUGAAAUUAAAAUGUUUAACUAAACAUUAAAUAUGAAAUAAAGAGAAUACUGAAUAAAAUUAA
This is a messenger RNA of Zeugodacus cucurbitae (melon fly), 3741 nucleotides long. RefSeq names its product protein lozenge. The coding region runs from base 861 to 3059 and encodes 732 amino acids. Gene Ontology annotation, molecular function: ATP binding; DNA-binding transcription factor activity, RNA polymerase II-specific; RNA polymerase II cis-regulatory region sequence-specific DNA binding. Gene Ontology annotation, cellular component: nucleus. The transcript has 6 exons. Gene Ontology annotation, biological process: regulation of DNA-templated transcription. The record is from RefSeq and is a predicted model, not a curated record. Lineage: Eukaryota; Metazoa; Arthropoda; Insecta; Diptera; Tephritidae.